Gaeumannomyces tritici R3-111a-1 is the source of this 949-nucleotide messenger RNA. RefSeq lists its product as hypothetical. The coding region runs from base 1 to 804 and encodes 267 amino acids. The record is from RefSeq and is a predicted model, not a curated record. The transcript has a single exon. Lineage: Eukaryota; Fungi; Ascomycota; Sordariomycetes; Magnaporthales; Magnaporthaceae.
AUGCCGGUCGCUUCCCGGCCAAGUAUUUCGGCGGCCCCGGCGCUGCUCGCGACCCUGGAAAGACCCCCCGAGCCGGUCGAGCUGGUCGAGGUUUCCGCCCAGCUCCGUCCACUACUCGAGGCGGGCGUCGCGUCCAUCCCUGGCCUCCAUCUUUGCGGUGAGGACAACGGGUGGGGGGCUUCGGCCUUUAUCGGCUGGGGAGCUGCCAACGUGGAGGCAAAAGCCCGCGCGGCCAAGGACGCCCGGGAUCGGAAACUGGCCGAGGACCGCGAGCGCGAGGAGGCCAAGGAGAGGGCGUGGGAGGAGGAGAAGCGGGCGCUCAGGGAGAAGCCGCACAAGGACUUCACGGCCACCUACAAACCGACCCCGGGACCGCUCACGCUCGACGACCUGGUCGGGAGGUGGGAGGUCAAAGACAGCGAGCCCCUCGUCCAACCAUACGGCGACGACGAGAUGUUCAUGGAGAUCACCAAGGCGACCAGCGCCCACGGCGCCGCGGGCCGGUUUUCCUUCGGGCUGGUCGAAGGCGCACUCCUCCUCGCCAUGUCCGAGGAUUCGCUGCACAAGCUCAAGGACGAGCUCGAAGACUCCGAGGACGAUGGCGAGGAAGCUGACGGAUACGGCUGUGGCGUGCCUGUCGGGAAGCGCAAAGUCCACCAAGGCGCUGGCGGGCCCCCAUCAAGCGCAGGCUCGGCGAGGCACCCAAGCCCAACAGAGUGCAUUUCUUCUGGACAGGCGGCCAGCCCAACGGCGACUAUGAGACAACGAGCCCUAGAGAGGAGCACAGCCACUGCGGCCACCUAGACUUUGACCCGUGUAAGGCGACAGCGAAGGGUGUUUGGUAUAUUCCCAGUUUCUAUGGUGAGCAGGCACUACAGCUCGAAAUUGCCAAAGUCUCGUCCUCCCCUACACGAGCGAAGCCGGCCUCCCGGUUCCCGGGUAUGUGUCA